UGAGCACGCAAUGAUUGGCAUUACAACCUCUUAAAUACAGUAUUCAAUCGUACUCUCAAUUGGAUGUACAAUUCGCACUGCGUAACGAAUCAAAUGAAUCUCCCCGUAAAGUACACCAUACUUACCCGUCAUCAUCAUACUGAACCAUCAACCCAAGGCUGCAUGUCUCACACCAGACCUCAUGCAAACCCUCACUCUCAUCCCCAACACUCCACACCGCUCCAUAUCAUCAAAACAAUGACUCAAAAAAUAAAACAUCAAUUCUAAUUUCAUUGCAUCAUCUCACAUUUGGUAUCUUAGAUAGAAACAUCUCAUUUCUUCGCAUCGGCCUGCAUC
Trichoderma harzianum CBS 226.95 is the source of this 336-nucleotide messenger RNA. RefSeq lists its product as hypothetical. The record is from RefSeq and is a predicted model, not a curated record. Bases 64 to 267 code for a protein of 67 amino acids. Lineage: Eukaryota; Fungi; Ascomycota; Sordariomycetes; Hypocreales; Hypocreaceae. The transcript has a single exon.